AUGGCGGGGCACAUUGGAGGAGUGGAGAGACGGAUCCGAGAGCUCCAUCCAGCAGCCCUAUUUUUCCACUGCGCCUCACAUCGACUGAACCUCGUAAUCAAUGACUUGAACGACGUGAGUGCAGUACGGAACACUAUUGGCACCCUCAAAGAGAUUGUGAACUUUUUCCAAGGAAGUUCUCUGAGGCGUAAGCAAAUACCAAACAUUCCCCUGCUUUGUGAGGCACGAUGGACGUCUAAGUACGACAGCAUACGGCAAUUCGGUGCAAAUUUUGGGGCAGUACUUAAGGCCUUAUCAAAACUUUCGGAAGAGCCUGGAAACAGAAACACAAGAGAACGAGCUUUCCAACUGUAUUGCUCGGCUAAAACACCUUCCUUCAUCAUAUGCCUGCGAGUCAUCGAACGCUAUUCUACGAUAUUGGAGCCGGUUGGCAACUCCCUUCAAGGUACUAACGUUGACCUGCCGACCGUAAAAGAGCACGUUGACAACCUUCUCAAAGUAUUUCAGUGCCACCGCGAGCACGCAGAAGAAGAAUUUGAGGACAUCUUCUCAAAGGUUCAGUCCGUCGCAGAAGAGUUCGACGUUCAGUUGAGGCUCCCGCGCGCUUCUAGCAAGAAGGUCGGCUGCGUGGGCGCGGCUACAAGGCAAGAAGACGUGGUCCAGUAUUACCGGCGAGCAAUAUAUAUCCCUUAUUUGGAUUCACUGAUAACCUGUCUAGGCGAGCGCUUUUCGGACAACAGCAGGCCCGGACACUGCAUUUUUCAACUACACCCUCGUUAUAUGCUGGAAAUGGAAAUGGAAGCAUUCUUGAAAAUGAUGAAGGAUGUUGAACAGGUCUACGGAAAUCUGCUGCAGGGUUUUCCUGAAGAGGCGAAGACGUGGUUCCUAUAG
This is a messenger RNA of Ornithodoros turicata, 891 nucleotides long. RefSeq lists its product as uncharacterized. NCBI's taxonomy places the organism in Eukaryota, Metazoa, Arthropoda, Arachnida, Ixodida, Argasidae. The record is from RefSeq and is a predicted model, not a curated record. The transcript has a single exon. The coding region runs from base 1 to 891 and encodes 296 amino acids.